Triticum urartu is the source of this 1186-nucleotide messenger RNA. Lineage: Eukaryota; Viridiplantae; Streptophyta; Magnoliopsida; Poales; Poaceae. The record is from RefSeq and is a predicted model, not a curated record.
AUUUUUGUUUGAUGGUAUACUGUUUCCCAAAACCUGCUAUGUGAUAUGACGUUUGCAUACCCUUUUUCAGCAAAUGGCGAAAACUCUAAUCGUUGCUCUGAAGUCUAAGCUCAUAGCCCCGUUUUUUAUGGCUGGUUCUAAACAAUUUUCUUCAGGACCUGUUUCUCCUCUUCCUCCCACAGAGAUAAUCUGGCCUGGAUACUACUUUGGCCGUGAACCUUUUGGGCCAGCACAUGGCGUUCAAGUUUCAAAUGGUUCUGAUGGACUGCCAAAGUUUGUGAAUUGGCUUCAAGUGCCUGGAGCUGUUUCUCAGUGCGAAAUCCAACUUAAGUGUGAAGCGAGCUACAUCAUUGUUGGUCUUCGCAGUAUUUCUUCUUUGAACUAUUUGACUAACAAAGCAAGUAUCCACCUUUCGGCCCAACAUAUAUUAGAUGGGAAUACUGCGACCAAUCAUGGCUGCGAAGGUGGAUGGACAGAGAAUGUCUUUGACUGACACCAGAAAUGGUGGGGUCGUAUCUGAGACUGAUUACCCCUACCGUGGUAUCAGAGGUCCCUGCAAGGCUGUUGAGGCUGCGGGAGUUACUAUUGCUAACUGGGCGGCUGUAGAACCGACGGAAGAAGCUGUGAAGUAUGCAGUUGCUUACCAGCCUGUUGUGGCAUCUAUCUACACUAACAGCAAAUUUAGGAGAUACAUCAAGGGUUUUCUUGAAGUUCCUCGCAAUCCUGGUCCAGUUAACCACUCUGUGCUUCUACUCGGAUAUGGUGAGUGUCCACUACAGGGCGAAUGCUGGAUCGGCAUGAGUUCGUACCGAAACCGAAGGCGAUGGGGCAUAACAUGGCGGGGCCAGUACCGUAACAUCUUCUUUCUACCAAGGAACACGUGUCAUGUGGAGGGGGCUCUCAGAGUCCUAACCAAUGUUGUUCUUCCCCUGGGAGGGGGCUCUCAGAGCUGCCCUGCCUGUUUCAAGUGGGUGGGCUUACGGUGGACUGCUAAUGCUGUUGGUGGCUCGUCACACUCCAGUGUUUCUAUUGGUUUGUGUUCUGUUUGGAAUCUGUGCUACCUGCUUCAAUUGGCUCGAGCUCUUUUUGCUGAUUUGUGAUACGAUGUUUUUGUUUGGAGUCUGAGCUACCAGUUCAAUUGGCUCCGUGCUCUUUUUGAUCAACUUAUGAUCCGAUGCUGCACUUA